This is a messenger RNA of Oncorhynchus mykiss (rainbow trout), 5442 nucleotides long. It is a transcript of the gene trim8b, whose product is annotated as tripartite motif containing 8b. Lineage: Eukaryota; Metazoa; Chordata; Actinopteri; Salmoniformes; Salmonidae. The record is from RefSeq and is a predicted model, not a curated record.
ACGUGAUGGUAGAGGAGCAACGGGACCAGCCGGAAGGAGGGGUGAGCCGAUGUUUAACCCGAUUGAACGACUAGUCUAUCUAGCUAGCAUUCCUCCUUGCCCCUACGCUCAGUUAGAAAGAGGGAGAGAGAGAUUUAAAAACGAGGGUCGCAAAUUAGAAUUCAGAGACGGAUUGGAUUUGGAUGAUCAAGGUAACUCGGCUAUUAACAACGGGACAGAAGGACUCGAAAAAUGGCCACAUAUACACCGCUGAACCCGAAAGAACUGGCGAGGCGUGUUUGAACGCGACGGAAUCUUUUUGUUUCGGUGUGAUUUGCAAACCAAACGAGUUUUGGGAAUAACCGAGGCCCUAUAUCCUCGGUGGAUUCUUUCUUUUUCUUUUUUUGAUGAGGAGCGCAAGAUUGAUGACCGCUACCUUUAACAAGGCCAGAAUAGCGACAUCCCCUUUAAAUUAAGAUUAGACUGGUGCAUUUAUAUGUAAUAAUAUGUAAAACCGUGGUAGUCGUAAAUAUUCUAAGGUAGUCUUAUUUGUUUGUGCAGCGACAGAAAAUGGUGAGAUGACUUCUCAGAAUUAAAACGAUUUCAUUAAGCUUACGAAGUCAGUGGAGUGAAAUGGUUUUAGCUGAACGUGAGCUGAUAAUAGUUAUGAUCCGUCCCUGAUAAACCAAAGGAAUGAAGCCAGGACACAUCUUUGGGCCUGGAUACGUUUUGAUCGGUCUGUGUGUAUGAUCCGAAGGCUCGCUACAGAAGCCAACAUUCCAGUGGAUUCUAAAAACCCUGGCCUUUGUUUUGUGCUUAUGAACUGAAGUCGGUUAAACCAUAAACUAUGCAGUAAAUCGCCUUCUAACGAAGUAUUGUUGGACCUUUUUACUAAUUAAGUCUUUAUUAGGCCCAAGUAGCCGAGAAGAGUAUUUGGUGAGAAAAGUCUAGGCCUUGUGUACAGAUAUGCGAGUGUUGCCUGUGGAAGCUUUAUAGCUGACGACGUUACACAUCAAACAAAUAGGCUGUAGUUAUGUCGCUAUUGUGAGGAUCAAAGUCCGUCGCAACGUGGUGCAAUGUUUAUUGAAGGGCUAAGGACACUUGUCACAUGUAUCUGAUUUGCAAUCCUUGUAUUUUUGUUUAAUCCUUGUACCAAAAAGAUGUCACGAGCGUAGUCGUAUUAAUUGUGAACGUACCCAGAAUAGUCGGUGUAUUACUGGAAGAGGAUAAAAUAACAAUUAAUGUGCCCUUUGGAACAUCGCCGUUGUAUCAACCUUGGGCAAGCUUCAUCGAUUUACAGAUAGCUUUAUUCAGGGUGACGGUAUCGGAAUAAUUUCGGCAACGCAAUCUUUUACUUAUGUUCAUUUCUGGACCUCAAUCGAUUGAGAAACAAACAUAAGCGGACGAGGAAGUCAAGGCUAGCUUGUCAAGCUAAAGUGAAGGGCUACGCAGACUGAGAGGAAAAGGUGAGCGUCCGCCUUUCAUCAGCUGUAUAGAAAUAAAUUCGGCUCGGCGGUGAUGUAACCGUACAAACGACCCUAAUUUAGACCGAUUCAAUUUAAUGUCUGAACCGUGUUGCUUGGUAGAUCUCUGUGCCUUUAUUGCUAUCAUACCGUAGCUGGAAAUACGAACAAUUUUUAGCUGCGAUAACUAGGCCUAGGCUAUACUACGCACAAAGUGAACCAUUCGUCAGCCGUUACAGUAGCCGGUUAUUGCCUAACCGUGUGAUUUCAGAGAAACGAAGGCCUUGCUAACCCUUUACGGUAAUUUGCAUAACGUCAGCCCGGACCGUGUGUCGUAAUCACCGGGGUGUUUUCAUCAUUUCCCUGAGGCCUUUCCUGGUGGCUGUGGAAUCUGCCUAGGUUUACCUGCUCUGCACAAACAGGAUGUGCACUGCUGCCUGGAUUUAAAGCAAUAGUUGAGAGCUGAGGACAUUCAUUCACCAGUCGGUUGGACUAAACUGGUUGAAAGUGCUAGUGAUAAUAAUAACACUUUAUUGCUGAGUUUUUUUGCACAAUAGACAAAUAUCACUAAAGGACUAGUAACAUAUUGGACUUAGGUCUUCCCUCAGUCCUCAAGACAUUUGAUCUAUAGUCAGGGGCUUAGUUCAUGGCUACAAAUCCAUAGUCAAUCCAUAGGAUUGUUAUUUUUUUUCAUGUGAGAAGGUCUUCGUCGCGUGUCUGUCCGCCGCUCCCAAAAUGGCCUCCAACAUGGCGACCUCCGAUCUGUCCGAGACAUGGAGGAACUGUUUCGAAGAGGAGCUGAUCUGCCCCAUCUGCCUGCACGUCUUCUCCGAACCUAUCCAGCUGCCCUGCAAGCACAACUUCUGCCGGGGCUGCAUCUCCGAAGCCUGGGCUAAAGACUCCUCCCUGGUCCGCUGCCCUGAGUGCAACCACGCCUACAGUCAGAAGCCUGCUCUGGAGAAGAACCACAAGCUGUCCAACAUCGUGGACAAGUUCAACGCUUUGUCUGUAGAGAAGGCCGCCUCGCCGGUGCUGCAGUGUAUUCUGUGCCGCCGUGGCCCCCCACUCCCGGCUGUCAAGGUUUGCCUGCGCUGUAGCGCCCCCUGUUGCCAGAGCCAUGUCCAGACACACCUGCAGCAGCCCUGCUCCGCCCUGGGACACCUGCUGGUGGAGGCUGAGGCAGUCAAGGCCUGGACGUGUCCUCAGCACGACGAGUACAGACUGUACCACUGUGAGGCAGAACAGACAGCCGUGUGUCAAUACUGCUGCUUCACACGAUGCCACCCCAGUCACGGACACGGAGUCACUGACGUGGAGCUACGCCGCAACGAUAUACGGCAAAAUCUAUUGCGGCAGCAGGAGAGGGUGGAGGAGAGAGUUCAGGACAUCGAUGAGCAGCUCUGUAAACUCGACUCUGACAAGUGUGUGGUGGAGGAUAGAGUGUGUGAGCUAAAAGAGGAGGUGCGUGUGCAGUACCAGCGGAUGCAGCACUUCUUGGAAGAAGACCUGUCCCGAACACUGGAGGUUCUAGAGCGGGCGCGUUCUAGGUUCUGCCAGGAGAAUGCGGGCCAGGUUCUAGCUCUGGGAGAACAGAGACACGAGGCCCAGAAGCUGCUCAGCUCGGUCCACACAGCCUUCGGCAAGGCUGAGGAGCUGGGCUUCAUGAAGAAUACUAAACCUGUCAAGAUCCUCAUGGAGAGGUCUCAAGCGUGCGUGGGAAGUGCACUCCCUCCCUACAAGGUGGGCAGUCUCAACUCUAAGCUGUUCCUGUCAGAACUCUCCAAGAGGGAGAAGAGCCUACGGAAAACACUGGAAGCCCCCCUAGCCCCUCCCUCCUCGUUCCUCCAGUCCGUCCAGGCGUAUCCCAGUGGCCUUGGCUCCGGGGCAGAGAAACGCAAACACUCCUCUGCGUUCCCAGAAAGCAACGGAAGCACCGGGAAAACGUCUGCUUCCGGGUUCAAGGACUCCUCAUCCAAGCAGCCCUACCUAGGCCCAAACUCUGCCCCCGGGGAGGGCCAAUCCUCCAAUCAGCAGCCUCUGGUUCCCUGUGGCUCCUCCCACAUGAAUGAAAAUGGCGGAACAGGAAGUGGAAGUGGCUCUCUAACAAAUCACCAUUCAGGGUCUGUGUUCGGUCCCUCCCACUUCCCCCCUGCUGGCGGUAGCUCCUCCCAUACUUCUCAGCAGGCAGUGCUCCCCCAGUAUGGCGGGCGUAAGAUCCUGGUGUGUACCAUGGAUAAUUGCUACUGCUCUGGGGUACCCUCUGUGUCGGGCCACCGCGGCCACCCUCCCUACCCACGUUCAGGCUCCUUUCCCUGGGUAAGCACCCAGGACUACCCCCCUCCCCCUGGCCUGGCCUCUGGAGCGCCAGCCAUGCAAGGGCUGGCUGUCAGAGACUGGAUAGAUGCACAGCAGACGCACAGACACACAGACUUCUAUGGCCUGUAUGGGCAGCCCUCCACCAAGCACUAUGUCACCAGUUAACACGCAUACAUGCAUUUAUCUAUACACACACAUACUUCUACAGGCAAACAGCUCUCUACUAAGCACUACGCUACUAGUUAAAUAAACGCAUGUCUACAUAUGUAGACAAACACAGAACCUACAUACAUACAGGUACACACAGACAUUCACUUCUACAUGUUAUACGGACAGUCCUCUGCUAAGCACCAUGUUACGACUCGUAUAGAUGCACUUACAAGCACUCUCGGGGGCAGGGUUGACAUGUGUUCGUUUUCUCUGUCAGACACACAGUGUACUGUAUGAUGAUAUACGUGUCUUUGUGCAAAAACUGUUGACGCUGAAGCACUUCGGCUCGACUGAAAUGUUUUAGCGACAUCUCCUUCCCCGUUGUAGUGAGAUCGAUAGCCUUAUGUUAUAAUUAUUUUCCAUGUUUAUUGAACAUGGUCUGAUAACUGUAAAGAGAACAAUGGUUUAUUACUGUUACAGCUCUGGUUUUGUCUCCUCUCCUUGCUGAGUUCAGGGAUGUACUGUGCAGCUUGAACACACUCGCUCUUCCAAGUUCUCUUCUGUGUGUGGACUGGGACCCCCUCCCAUGCACUUUGGGGGGGGAUGGGGGUGUGUUGGGAUUUCUCUCUGUGUAGAAGUUGCUCUGUAGACAGGCCUAGGAUUAGCUACCCUCCCUGUAGACACAGGUCCAAGAUCAGCUGACCUGUACCCCAGUCCUAACCUUAAACAUCAGUGGGUCAAAUGGCAGAACCUGUCCCUAGAUCAGGGUUUUGGGGCAACUGUAAACCUACUUCAUUAUGGACCUUCUUUGUUCCCAUUUAUCCAAAUCCCAUCAGAGAGGGGAUCCGACCCCCUUCCGUUGUGCUGCCAGGCUUCCCAUCGGAUUGAAUUCUUCCAUCUGAGAGAUCCUUUUUUUUUUUUUAGUUUUAUUAAUAUUCAGAUCAUGACAUGAGUGAUUCCCAUAUGGCAUAUGAGUAAUCAUACCAUAUCAGCAGGUAUCAUGUUUGUCUUGAAGACAAUUGGACUCGUAGACAGGAUGGUGGCUCGGCGAGCAACUACAUGGCCUGGACUGUACUGGACAGACCAAACAAAUCAACUCAAGCAUCUGGGAGUGUGACGGUGACUAUGCGUUAAUAAUGUACUUCCUGCAGGGUGACGUCACUUCCUUUUAACAAGCACACGCUCUCGGCUUCCUGUUUGCAGCUGUAAGCAUGCGGGGAAGAGUUUUAUAAAGCACUCUGGAAUAAAAAAAAAAUAAAAAACAAGAAGUGAAAAAUAAAAAAGAUGAGUGGAAGUAAUGGUUGAGGUUUUUUUUUCAUGAACUUUUUCUAUGAGAAACUGGACUGUUUGACUUAAGCAUUGGUUUUAAAAAAUGCUGGAAAGGAACUGUUACAAGAACAGUCAACCAAUAGAAGAAAUAAAUGGGAAACUUUUUUUUUGUAAAUAUUUUGAAAUGAAAAAUAAAGGACGUCAAUUGGAGGGUUCCAAAUAAAUCAAGGCAUUUAAGAUACUUCCCUCCAUUUCUUGAUCACAA